AUGCCCACCGCAAAUCUGACAGAGAUCUGUGGUGUUGGAGCUGUGGUCUGGUGGUCACACGAACUGUCAGAGUGUGAGAACAAGCGGAACAGUGUUCGACAAGCGCGAGUGUCCCGGGCGCAGACGAUGCCUGAAGGGCAAUCACGUACAAUCUCAGCCAAGCUUGCAAGCUCGUGCCUAACCUCAUGCUCCAACACAGAGUUGCCGCCAAAACUCUCUACUAUGUUCAAGUGCAUGGAGUUGGCCAAGCACUUGCAGAAGGACAACACUCUGCAGUUAGCUUGGGUGGUCAAUAACUGGACACCCGUCGACCCAGACAAUAUAAUUGCACAGCACGGUGAUGUCUAUGACACCCACAACCGUUACCAUUGUUACGCAUUAGCAGAGUUCAAAAAUUUUAGACUCCCAGACGACGCGACUUGCACCAACACCACCAAACAAAUGCUGUGGCUCAGUGCUUUGUCCUGGGGUGAGGGCCCAAGAAACGCUUCCAGUGGCACCCAAUAUGGCAACUGGUGA
Molecule: messenger RNA, 519 nt
Organism: Fomitopsis serialis
Lineage: Eukaryota; Fungi; Basidiomycota; Agaricomycetes; Polyporales; Fomitopsidaceae
Exons: 4
Coding region: 1-519 (172 amino acids)
Source: RefSeq, a predicted model, not a curated record